Linnemannia hyalina is the source of this 855-nucleotide messenger RNA. NCBI's taxonomy places the organism in Eukaryota, Fungi, Mortierellomycota, Mortierellomycetes, Mortierellales, Mortierellaceae. The record is from the annotation of a GenBank genome assembly.
AUGCAUAGCAUGUCCGACCUCACCAUCGAUAUUCUUCCCGGUCGCGUCGGCAACUUGACUGCAGAGCAGCAGCACGCCUUGGACGAGUUCAAGGACCUGAUCAAGGCCGAAGGAGUCUUUGUGCCUGAACGUCACGACGACCACUACAUUCUCCGCUUCUUGCGUGCCCGCAAGUUCAGCAUCCCUAACACCCACAAGAUGUUUGUCGAUUGCGAAAACUGGCGUAAGGAGCUCCAGGUCGACACUUUGAUCGACACCUUUGUCUUUGAGGAGGAGGAUGCCGUCCGCAACUGCUACCCCCGUUACUACCACAACAUCGACAAGGCCGGUCGUCCCAUCUACAUUGAGCACGUCGGUGUGAUCGAUAUCAAGACCCUCUUCAAGGUUACUGACGAGGAGCGCAUGACAAAGCAGCACGUCCUUUCAUACGAGAAGCUGAUCCGCGACCGCAUGCCCGCCUGCUCAAAGCUCGCUGGCCGCCACAUCGAGCAGUGCUGCACCAUCCUCGACCUCAAGGGUGUCUCCCUCCGUCAGUUCGCCAACGCCUUCGGAUUCAUUAAGCGCACCUCCGCCAUUGCCCAGAACUACUACCCCGAGAUGAUGGGCAAGAUGUACGUCAUCAACGCCCCCAUGAUGUUCACAUCCGUCUGGGGCAUGGUCAAGCCUCUCCUCGACGAGGUCACCGUCAAGAAGAUUGUUAUCUUGGGCAGCAACUACCAGUCAACACUUUUGCAGGAUAUCGAUGCCGCCAACCUCCCCAAGGUCAUUGGUGGUACUUGCGAGUGCGCCGGAGGAUGCCAAACAGGCGAGCCUGGCCCAUGGAAGGAUCCCCGUUACAUGAACACCGUCGCCUAA